CGAAAAAACAAACGGUUAAAACGUACCUUCGUCGCAGCGUCAUGUAACAUGUGAUGCACCGCCCCUCUGCGCGAGAUGACUUUAAAUAUAAACUACCCAGCGCCCGCUGGCAGGGCAACCUCAUAGCGACAGUACAGCGAGGAGAGGAAGCUCGUGUUUUGUUGUCUGUAACUCGAAAAUAAAAGUAAAUGUCUUACACUAAGUUCGCAGCAGCCCUUGUUAGGGCGAACCCGGGCAAUGUGAGGAAUGUACGCAUAUCACCGGGAAGAUGUCGAUCAACAGUGGCAUCCACCAAGAGCAAAGAAGAGACACAUCAACAGAUCGAUGGCUGCAGCGUGGUGGAAGCCGAGCCAAUGGAACUCAUCAGCCAGGGCACACAUGUCAAAAAGACACUGUUAAAUAAAAUUAGCAUCGACUUCGACAACACACAGGAAGCCUACAGAAGCAAAGGAAACAUUGAACUGCUUCGAAGUCUGCUGGUCUUCAAGCUCUGCACUAUUGAUGUCCUUGUUGACAAGAACAAAGAGUUGAUGGACCUGACUAAGAAGGUGUUUGGUCAGUGGAUGUUUGAGAAGAUCAUGAAGUUGACCUUCUAUGGUCAGUUUGUGGCAGGGGAAGACCACAACUCCAUCAAACCUUUAAUCAGGAAGAACCAGGCUUUUGGUGUUGGGGCAGUUUUGGACUAUAGUGUUGAAGAGGACUUGACACAAGAGGAGGCAGAGAAGAAGGAAAUGGAUUCAUGUGUUUCUGAAGCAGAGAAAGAGAGUCCAGGAGCGGAUCAUCGCGAAAAGAAAUACCAAGCCCAUCGUCAGUUUGGGGACAGGCGUGGAGGGGUCACUAGUGCUCGUACCUACUUCUAUGCAGAUGAAUCCAAAUGUGACAAUCAAAUGGAGACAUUCAUUAACUGCAUUAAAGCCUCUGGAGGAGCCUCAACAGAUGGAUUUUCUGCCAUCAAAAUGACCGCUCUUGGACGGCCACAGUUCCUUCUCCAGUUUUCCGAAGUCCUGGUUAAAUGGAGGCAAUUCUUUAAAGUCCUCUCAGCACAACAAGGAAAAUCUGACAUGAAGGUUUUAGAACAAAAGCUGGAGCUGGAACAACUCAAGGAAAGUUUGAUUGAAAUGGGUGUUGGAGCCAAGGACGACAUAGAUAACUGGAUAACUGGAGAGAAGCUUGGUGUGUCAGGAACGUUGGACCUUUUGGACUGGAACAGUUUGAUAAACGAUACAACAGCAAUCUCCAAACUGCUUAUGGUGCCAAACCUAGAGACAGGCCAUCUGGAACCUUUAAUGAAAACGUUUACAGCUGAGGAGGAGAGUCAGAUGAAGAGAAUGCUGCAGAGAGUGGAUGUUCUGGCAAAGCAUGCCGUGGAGAACGGGGUCAGGCUGAUGGUGGACGCCGAGCAGACGUACUUCCAACCUGCUAUUAGUCGACUGGCGCUGGAAAUGCAGAGGAAAUUCAACAGAGAGAAGCCCAUCAUCUUUAACACUUACCAGUGUUACCUCAAGGACGCCUAUGACAAUGUAACAGUAGAUGUUGAGCUUUCUCGACGGGAGGGCUGGUACUUUGGUGCCAAACUGGUCCGUGGAGCCUACAUGUACCAAGAGAGAGACCGGGCCAAAGAGAUCGGCUACGAAGACCCGAUAAACCCCGACUAUGAGGCCACCAACAGGAUGUAUCACAAGUGUUUGGAGUAUGUGCUGGAGGAGAUCGAUCACAGCAGGAAAGCAAAUGUCAUGGUGGCAACUCACAAUGAGGACACAGUGAAUUACACCCUUGAAAAAAUGAAUGAGAUGGGCCUAUCUCCUGCCGAGAACAAGAUUUACUUUGGACAGCUGCUCGGCAUGUGUGACCAGAUUAGCUUCCCGCUAGGUCAAGCAGGUUUCCCGGUCUACAAGUACGUUCCAUACGGCCCCGUCAACGAGGUCAUGCCGUAUCUGUCGCGCCGCGCUCAGGAGAACCGAGGCUUCAUGAAGGGAUCGCAGAGAGAGCGCAGCCUGCUGUGGACCGAGCUGAAACGCAGAGUGCUGGCUGGACAGAUUGUAUACAAACCUGUGUACUGAGUCACCUGACCACAACAUACUACCUGCAGGAUGUCUGUAAGCAUUCCACUGGCUAACUGCGCUUCAUAGGGGAAGAGUAAUGUCUCUCCCUGGCUGGUUAGGUUGCACAGUACAGAGGAAAGUUUUGCAGUUUUACUGAGAUUUAGUUUGCGAUGGAGAUUAUUUUUGCAUUUAGCAGUAUAUUUAUAUUUUAAAAAACAGUGCCAUAAUGAAACAUUGAUGUGAUGCUCUAUUUACAAGUGAUGAUUUAUUUGUGGCUAUUUAACUAGGAUAACUCUGAAUCACCUCAAAAAUGUAUGUAUGCCAACCAGAGGGGGCUAAGUUGUAUAUAGAUAUACAAGUUUUUUUAAAUGGUAACAUUUUAAUGUCAGUCAGCGACUAUAACACUUAUACAGUUCUCUGAGGGGAUUGUAAAUACUUAGCAUCUUUUAUUGAUAAUACGGUAUCUCAUUGUAUAACUUAAAAAUUAAAGACUUAGUCUCUUAUUGUAAACUGUUCACCUUUAUCUGCUGUGGGUAUCUGGAAAUUAGCUAAUUACCUAUGACGUGAAAGUGGCUGUUUACUGUAGCUAACCUUCAUUCACCUACGACAAAAGAAACCUCUUUCACGGUCCCAUCGUGACUCACUGUGAUCCAUUUUAGAGGAUCAAUAACACCUAGUGUGCUUUAAUACUAUACUAAUAUGGAUGUAAUGGUUAUGAUUUCAUAUUCAUCUGAAGUCAACGGUACCAAUAGCGGCAGAUUUUCAAAGAAGAAAACUAUAAAUGUUUGUGCCCUUUAUUCCAAAAACAAGCCACAAUAACAGCUGUCAGGCCCAAACUGUCAGCCAUGUUGCAUUAUGUGCAUUGGAGGGGAAACUGCCUGUAAGUAUAUUUGUUUUUGUUGUAAUUCAAAAGGAAUGGUUGUGUAAAUAUAUCUGGUUUGUGGUGGAUUGAAUGUAAUGGAAAAUAUAUUUUAAACUGCUGUUUUUAUGACUAUAAAUUAAUACUUUAAAUUGUCCUUAUACAUUUUGGUAAAACCAUAAAAUUGAAAACUGAGUCUAAGUUGACCCUUUUGUAAAAAAAAAGUCUUUUUGGACUUGCAAAAGCUCUUUGUCUUUAAUAAAGAUGUUGUUUCCAUGUGAA
This is a messenger RNA of Gymnodraco acuticeps, 3183 nucleotides long. It is a transcript of the gene prodha, whose product is annotated as proline dehydrogenase (oxidase) 1a. The coding region runs from base 189 to 2060 and encodes 623 amino acids. The transcript has 14 exons. Lineage: Eukaryota; Metazoa; Chordata; Actinopteri; Perciformes; Bathydraconidae. Gene Ontology annotation, molecular function: proline dehydrogenase activity; FAD binding. Gene Ontology annotation, cellular component: mitochondrion. The record is from RefSeq and is a predicted model, not a curated record.